Molecule: messenger RNA, 1414 nt
Organism: Sesamum indicum (sesame)
Lineage: Eukaryota; Viridiplantae; Streptophyta; Magnoliopsida; Lamiales; Pedaliaceae
Product: 1-aminocyclopropane-1-carboxylate oxidase homolog 1
Source: RefSeq, a predicted model, not a curated record
UUAAUUAAUAGGUCACAAUAAUUGGUGGCAGAAAAAAAGAAUAGCAAACAAGAUAUUCAUAUGAAUUAUAUGAAUCAAACUAGUCCAUAGACACUUCCAGAAAGCUUCUUCAGUUUCUAGCCAAGAAAAACAGAAAUGGUGCUUCCCAACAAUAUCAAUGGAGGAAACCAGGCAGCAACUGAGCCAAACUACGAUCGGCAAAGUGAGUUGAAGGCCUUCGACGACACAAAGGCCGGCGUCAAAGGGCUCGUAGACGCCGGUAUCACCAGGGUUCCGAGAAUAUUCCAUCAUCCACCUCAAAACUUAGAAAACAUCACGAAGAAGAGCGAGUUCAGGUUUCCUGUAAUAGACCUUGAUGGCGUUAACCAUGAUUGUCUGAAACGUAAAGAGAUCAUCGACAGGAUCCUAGAUGCAUCGGAGACGUGGGGCUUCUUUCAAGUGAUUAAUCAUGGGAUAGACGUAAGUACUUUGGAGGAAAUGGUGGAUGGAGUUCGGCGGUUCCACGAGGACACAGAGACAAAGAAGCAGUAUCAUUCACGGGACUUCACGAAAAAGAUGAUUUAUAAUAGCAACUUCGAUUUGUUCAGUUCACCAGCAGCUAGCUGGAGGGACUCAUUUAACUGUAUUAUGGCUCCCGAUCCACCACAGCCAGACGAACUGCCUUCUUCUUGCAGGGAAAUCUUGAUGAAAUACUCAGACCAAGUAAUGGAGCUGGGGAUCACUUUGUUCAAGUUACUGUCGGAGGCUCUGGGGCUCCAUCCAGACCACCUGAUUGACAUAGACUGUGCACAAACACUUGCAGUGUUCGGGCAUUACUACCCGCCAUGUCCGGAGCCCCAACUCACCUUAGGCACGCCAAAACAUUCGGACUACGGUUUCUUGACAGUUCUUCUGCAAGACAAUCUGGGAGGCUUGCAAGUGCUGCAUCAGAAUCAGUGGGUUGAUGUUCCUCCCCUCCCAGGAGCUUUAGUGGUCAAUAUUGCAGAUCUUCUGCAGCUGAUAUCAAAUGACAAACUGAAAAGCGUGGAACACAGAGUCUUGGUUAGCCGUUCGGGUCCAAGAAUAUCGGUGGCAGCCUUCUUCGGCAGAGAUACUUGUGGGGUGAAUUCAAGGGAAUAUGGCCCUAUUAAAGAGCUGCUAUCGGAUAAAAAUCCCCCAAAGUACCGUCCUACCACAAUCAAAGGAUAUACUAGUUACGUUCGUGCUAGGGGGGUUGACGGCAGGACUUCCGCGUUGCAGAGUUUACAGCUUCAAGUGUGAAUUCUGAAGAAAUACAUGAGAUUAUUGGAAGUUCCAACUGUAUCAAGACCCCUUUAUCAAUCUUUUCAAUAAUUAUGGGCAAUGAUAUAUAUGAUAUACCUUUAUUAAGUUUUUUGGAACUAAAACAUGAUACUGAAGGGAUGUUUUCCUGCCA